CUAAUUAAAUGUAUUGUACGGUUAAAUGAGAAAGGAAACAAUUUAAUAUGACUUUGACAUUGACAGCGGUUUGUUGAUUAUCCGUUAACCUCAAAAUUAAGUGAAAAAUAUUUUUCAGCAGGAGCACCAUACAAUGUGAGCAUUCAAGAUGGUGAUGCACCGGGCUCUCUUCACAUGGUUCCUCCUGCUGAUAUUCUUUGUGUUCCUCUGUGUGAGACUGGAGGCUCGCAUCCACUGGAACUGGUUCCUCAUCUUCAUCCCCAUGUGGGUGUUCGACGUGAUCGUGUUCGUGGACGCGCUCGUCAAUAUCGUCAUACACUGCAAGCAUAAAGUACUGAAGAAUGUUCUGAUGAACAAGAACAAUUACAUUCUGAUUGUGGUGCUGCUGAAGAUCGCCACGCAAAUUCUGAUCUGUCUGAAGCUCGAAUACAGAGCCCUGAAUCUGGAAAUCUAUCAUGUAUUCAUCCCGUUUUGGAUCCUGCUGCCACUCGUCAUCAUCGACGUCUCCAUAAGUCUGUUCAAGUCUGCUGAGCUAUGCUUAUAGUAUUUAAUUGAGAACAAAGGAUAGUUUUUAUUUUUUUAUAUAUAAUUUGUAAUUGUAAACAAUAAAUGAAAAAGAGAACAAACA
This is a messenger RNA of Nicrophorus vespilloides, 628 nucleotides long. Its product is annotated as transmembrane protein 60-like. The transcript is spliced from 2 exons. NCBI's taxonomy places the organism in Eukaryota, Metazoa, Arthropoda, Insecta, Coleoptera, Silphidae. The coding region runs from base 149 to 544 and encodes 131 amino acids. The record is from RefSeq and is a predicted model, not a curated record.